GGAGUUUCAGACGGUUGUCACACGUGUAGACGUAGGAUCAGUGUACACAGUUUGGUACUUUGGUGUAACUAAUAUCCCAUAGGCACGAUCAGAGCUGAAUCUUCAAUGGAGUUUCAGAUGGUUGUCGCACGUGUAGACACGUAGCAUCAGCGUACAUGGUUUGGUGUAACUAAUAUCCAAUAGGCACGAACAGAGCUGGUCCACCACUGCAUGCAAAAAUAUUCCGAGCCUGCGGAGCAGCUGCAAAAGCUACGCGGGAAUUCACCCUUCUCCGACGAACCAAACUCCCGAGGACACACACCAAGAAACCCCGAGACACGGAGCGGAGCUCAACCUCCGAGAUCCCUCACCUUGUCCCUCCCAGUCCCGGGUCCUCCUCCCACGCACGCGCAAUGGCGACCGACGCGAUCCUGGAGACGAUCAAGCCGCGGCGGAGCGCGUCGCGCGAGGACCUCCCGGUGACGACGGCCGACAAGCGCGGCGGGGAGGACCACCUGACCGGGCUGCGCCGGCGCGUGUCGUCCUUCUCGGUGCGCAUCCAGCCGCUGUCGUCGUCGGGCGCCGCGGCGUUCCGCCGCGCGCGGUCGAUGCCCUCGAUCAAGGCGCUGGCCGCCGCGAGCGCGCUGCGGCGGUGGUGGGAGUGGGGGCUCGGGUGGGUGAUGGCGCGGCGCCCGCCCUUCGCGCGGGGGCUCGAGAUGACCGACGAUGAGGUCGCCGCGCUGGGCGGGUGCCACUGCCGCGGCACAUGGCGGCACGUCUUCUACAAGGUCCGCGCCGGGGCGCGCCGCCUCCUCGGCCGCGACGGGCGCCCGCUCCCCGCGCAGGACUUCAGGUACGACUCCGUCAGCUACGCGCAGAACUUCGACGACGGCGGUGCCUGAGAGCCACCAGGCUCUGAGAUUCUCCCUCCUACGCGUACGCGCAUGGGUUCUCCCGCCAUUGUUACAAACCGAAGGCAUAUACAUAGCUUGGUCGAUCGGUCGAUGCGGCAUUGCUUAGUGCUUGCUGUAAGCUGCAAUAAAGCAAGUGGUUUUGUGGUAUAUAUGACAUAUAUAGUCUGGUGUGUAUGAUCGCAUCGGUCGAUCUGGACGAAGAUGAUUCUUUCUCUCUUUUCGAUUUUGCUUCAGUUUCUUCGAUUCGUCCUGAAGACGUCCACCGAUCGACCGGCAAAUGUAAAUGUUCUGUAAUAAUACCUCGCAAUUCAAACCAA
Messenger RNA from Phragmites australis (common reed), 1210 nucleotides. RefSeq lists its product as uncharacterized. The record is from RefSeq and is a predicted model, not a curated record. NCBI's taxonomy places the organism in Eukaryota, Viridiplantae, Streptophyta, Magnoliopsida, Poales, Poaceae. The coding region runs from base 393 to 881 and encodes 162 amino acids. The transcript has a single exon.